Molecule: messenger RNA, 1479 nt
Organism: Aspergillus mulundensis
Lineage: Eukaryota; Fungi; Ascomycota; Eurotiomycetes; Eurotiales; Aspergillaceae
Exons: 3
Coding region: 1-1479 (492 amino acids)
Biological process (GO): transmembrane transport
Cellular component (GO): membrane
Molecular function (GO): transmembrane transporter activity
Source: RefSeq, a predicted model, not a curated record
AUGACCACCGACGAAAAGGGGGAGAUCCCCUCACAUCUCGAGAUGGUCUCAGAUCUCAAGUCCGGUUCAUCGACCCAGAUCAGCCUUCCUAUAGACCCAGCCCUCGAACGCAGAGUCGUCCGAAAGUGCGACCUCCACGUCGUUCCCAUACUGACCGUUCUAUUUCUGUUCGCUUUCCUCGACCGAAUCAACAUUGGAAACGCGCGACUGCUUGGGCUAGAAGAUGAUCUCGGCAUGGAAGGCCACCAGUACAACGUUGCCCUAUUCGUGUUCUUCAUCCCGUAUAUCCUGUUUGAAGUACCCAGCAACAUGAUCCUCAAGAAGAUCAAGCCGAGCUGGUGGCUCAGUGGGAUCAUGGCCGGCUGGGGCAUCGUCACGGUGUGUCAGGGGGUGACGGGGAGUUUCGAAGGGCUUGUUGCUUGUAGAGUGCUUAUUGGGGCGUUGGAGGCGGGAUUCAUGCCUGGAAGCGUCUACCUAAUUAACAUGUACUACCGCCGCCACGAGCUCCAAUGGCGCCUGAACUUCUUCUUCAGCGCGAGCAUCUUCGCGGGGGCAGUUAGCGGCUUCCUCGCCUACGCCAUCGCAAACAUGGAAGACGUCGGCGGCUACAAAGCCUGGCGCUGGAUCUUCAUCCUCGAAGGCCUCGCCACAAUCCUCCUCGCCCUACUCGCCAAAUUCCUCAUCGUCGACUGGCCCGAAUCAGCCACAUUCCUUACCCUCGAGGAAAAAUCCUGCCUCCUCCGCCGCCUAGCAGAAGACCAAGGCGAAGCGCAGAUGAGCCGGUUCGAUAAAACCGCCAUGAAGAGGACGUUCUCCGACCCGAAGAUCUACCUCGGCCCGAUCAUGUACUUUGGUAUCGUGAAUACGGGCUACGCGGUCUCGUUCUUCACGCCGACGAUUCUCCAGCAGCUUGGUUGGACUGCGAUCCGGGCGCAGGUUAUGUCCAUCCCUAUCUAUGCUGUUGCAAUGGUCAUAACGCUUUCGACGGCGUGGCUGAGUGAUCGGCUUAAGCAUCGAUAUGGCUUCACACUUGCGGGUGUGCUUAUUGCGACAACGGGGUACAUUUUGCUGUUAUCCCAGUCUUCUAUCCCCGUCGGCGCGCGGUACUUUGCCCUCUUCGCCAUCACAGGCGGUGGAUACCUAACCCAGCCAAUACUGAUGGGCUGGCUGAGCAACAACAUGGCCGGCCACUACAAGCAAUCUAUCGCCUCGGCAAUGCAAAUCGGAUUUGGGAAUUGCGGCGGCCUAGUCGCGAGCAAUGUGUUCUUCAAUAGUGAGAAGCCCGGGUUUCGGACGGGGUUUGGCGUCUCUUUAGGCAUGACCUGGGUCUGUGGGGUUUCUUGUGCGGUGUUCCUGGCGUAUCUGGUAAGGGAGAAUCGGGCGAGGGCGAGGGGGAAGAGGGAUUGGCGGUUUGGGCUUGAGGAGGACGAGAGGACGAAUUUGGGGGAUGAUUAUCCGACGUUCAGGUUUACUUAUUAG